This is a messenger RNA of Helianthus annuus (common sunflower), 726 nucleotides long. RefSeq lists its product as uncharacterized. The coding region runs from base 1 to 726 and encodes 241 amino acids. The transcript has a single exon. NCBI's taxonomy places the organism in Eukaryota, Viridiplantae, Streptophyta, Magnoliopsida, Asterales, Asteraceae. The record is from RefSeq and is a predicted model, not a curated record. Gene Ontology annotation, molecular function: DNA-(apurinic or apyrimidinic site) endonuclease activity; double-stranded DNA 3'-5' DNA exonuclease activity; phosphoric diester hydrolase activity. Gene Ontology annotation, biological process: base-excision repair. Gene Ontology annotation, cellular component: nucleus.
AUGAAUUAUCUAUCGGCAAAUAUCAGAGGGGCGGGUAAUCCAUUAAAGGCAGUGCAUAUAAAGGAACUAAUUAAAAACAACAACAUAAGCUUCGUUGCAAUACAGGAAACUCAGUUCACGGAUUCGGCAAAGUUACAGGUCAGUUCUUUCUGGGGCAAUUCCGUAUUUGAGUCAGACAUGGUAGAUGCUUCGGGAAGGUCCGGGGGGUUGCUGAACAUAUGGGACCCUUCCAUCUUCGUUCGUAAAGUGACGAUUACCAACAUAUUUUAUUUGGCUUCGAUCGGUGAACUAAAGAAUGGGGGUGGAGAAAUUAAUGUAGUGAACAUUUAUGCCCCUCACGACAAUAACUUAAAAAAAGACUUGUGGCUGGAUCUUUCUAAUCUGAUGAAUUCUUAUAACGGGUCUUGGAUUCUGUUGGGAGAUUUUAAUUGCGUUCGUGAACCCAUUGAGCGGAAAAAUUCCAAAUUCAAUUCGUUAGCUGCUGAAAGUUUCAACCAGUUCAUUCGCACGCCUGCCUUAUCCGAAUAUGCCAUGCUCGGUUGUCUAUACACUCACAGAUCUGAUGAUGGUAAGCGACUUAGCAAAAUUGACAGAAUCUUGGUUUGUCAAUCGUUUCUCUCCAAUUGGUCAUCAGCGAAACUCACCGGUCUGCCAAGAUAUAUGUCAGAUCAUCGGCCGUUACUAUUGAAAUGCUCUGAUGAACACUUUGGGCCUCCUCCUUUUUGA